Schistocerca gregaria is the source of this 1729-nucleotide messenger RNA. Its product is annotated as paired box protein Pax-6-like. Gene Ontology annotation, molecular function: RNA polymerase II cis-regulatory region sequence-specific DNA binding; DNA-binding transcription factor activity, RNA polymerase II-specific. Lineage: Eukaryota; Metazoa; Arthropoda; Insecta; Orthoptera; Acrididae. The transcript has 12 exons. The record is from RefSeq and is a predicted model, not a curated record. The coding region runs from base 207 to 1631 and encodes 474 amino acids. Gene Ontology annotation, biological process: regulation of transcription by RNA polymerase II; anatomical structure development.
CGCCGCGAGGACAGCCGAGCCUAGCCUAGGCCGCAGCCCAGCGCACCGCAGUCCACCGCCGCUGUCGAUGGCGCCGCGCCGAUAGCCGCGAGCAGCUGCGCCCUGGCCGUCAUGUCGACCGCCGAGCACAGCCUCAUGUCUGCCAGCUCGCGGUAGCGACGGUACUAUCGAUGGCACUGCCGUAGUACGCGACCGUAGCGCGGAAUAUGAUUUCCCCAGAGAUGCGCGCGUUCCGAUUUGAUGUCUUCUCGCCGCCGGACGUUCGCGCUAUCGGCAGUAACUACCCCCGCGCUCACGAGGACCUACCGCUCUCUGAUGACCAUUAUCCUAAUGGGAGCUGCCGCAUGCUGCCGAGCCGGCUGGGCGUAGGCGUGGGCGGCGCCGCCCUGCUGCCCGUGGCGCAGCACCCGCUGGGCGCCCCCGCCGCCCACGUCACGCACGCCUCCGCCUGGCCUGCCGACGACCUGCCCCACAAGGGGGUCGACGUCCUCAAGGAGGCCGGGUCGCGGGGCAGAGCGGCCGACUCCCAGCCGAGGAGAGGGCACAGCGGCGUCAACCAGCUGGGCGGCGUGUUCGUGGGCGGCCGGCCGCUGCCGGACUCGACGCGCCAGAAGAUCGUCGAGCUGGCGCACUCGGGCGCGCGGCCCUGCGACAUCUCGCGCAUCCUGCAGGUCUCCAACGGCUGCGUCUCCAAGAUCCUCGGCAGGUACUACGAGACGGGGUCUAUCCGGCCGCGCGCCAUCGGCGGCUCGAAGCCGCGGGUCGCCACGGCCGAGGUGGUCAGCAAGAUCUCGCAGUACAAGCGCGAGUGCCCGUCCAUCUUCGCCUGGGAGAUCCGCGACCGGCUGCUGCAGGAGGGCGUCUGCUCCAACGACAACAUCCCCAGCCAGUGUCCGGUGUGCCCGCAGGUUUCGUCCAUAAACCGCGUGCUGCGCAACCUGGCCUCGCAGAAGGAGCAGCAGCAGCAGCAGCAGCAGCAGCAGCCGCCGCCGCCCCCGCAGGACGCCGUCUACGACAAGCUGAGAGUCCUCAACGGCCAGCCUGCCUGGCCCCGGCCGUCGCCAUCCCCCUGGUACCCAGCCGGGGGAUCGCCGUUCGCGCCCCUGCAGCCCAGCCCGGGGUGCGCCGUGUUGGCCGACCCGGACCUCGACCUCCACACCAAGAAGGGGUCGGAGCUGGACGGCACGGGCGACGAGACGGCCUCCGGGGACAACAGCAACGCGGGUUCGAGCGCGGGCGGCGCCGACGAGGACCAGGCGCGCCUGCGGCUCAAGCGCAAGCUGCAGCGCAACAGGACGUCCUUCACCAACGAGCAGAUCGACUCACUCGAGAAAGAGUUCGAGCGCACGCACUACCCGGAUGUGUUUGCGAGGGAGCGACUGGCCGCCAAGAUCGGGCUACCGGAAGCGAGGAUACAGGUGUGGUUCUCGAACCGGCGGGCCAAGUGGCGGCGGGAGGAGAAGCUGCGCAGCCAGCGGCGGUCCGCGGAGCCGGUGGCCGUGGCGUCGGCGUCGGCGUCGGCGUCACCCACGUCGCGCCUGCUGGCCGGCGCUGCCUUCCCCACGGCCGCCGCCUACCCUGCCUCCAGCCUGCCCGCCGACUCUUACAGGGCAGCCGCACGUGGCGUUUAGCAGGGACUUGGACAGUAGCUGCGGCUGUUGCAGCCCCAUGGCGGCCAUGCCGACGUUCGGCAUGUCGCCGCCGCCGCAGGGCCCUCCGCCCCCGCAGG